Messenger RNA from Penicillium salamii, 1890 nucleotides. NCBI's taxonomy places the organism in Eukaryota, Fungi, Ascomycota, Eurotiomycetes, Eurotiales, Aspergillaceae. The record is from the annotation of a GenBank genome assembly.
AUGUCCUUAAACCGUAUCUCAUUCCUGGAAGGAUGGGAACGCAACCCCGCCGCCUUCUUGAACAAGCCGGAUGACACAGACACAGAUUCCGACGAUUACCAAGAUCUACCUGAUGGGUCCGUGGCAUCAUCAUUCCCCUCAACCUACAGCAGACUGAAUUUCAACCCGUACGCGGGGCCCGGGUGGAACGAGAGUCCAGACGAUCCACAUGACGAUCGGUCUUCGUUCCUUGGUCCCUCGUUCCUGGGCCUGUCCCCCACCACUACGCGGGAACCUCGUGCAGGCUCACCUGUACGAGUACCUGAGAGACCGGGAUUGGUUGAUGCGCCUUGGGCGCUAACAACGGGUGCUUACGAGGUGAGCGCCACGAGGAGAAUCGCCCAGGUUUGCACGGCAGUCAUAUACUGCUUCCUCUCCGCUGGGGUUGUCUUCGGAUUCGCGGCGCUGAAACCUGUCCUCAUCCGCGAGAAGGUUUAUCGCACCCUCUGCUCCCAAGCGGAGCUGGAUAGGGAUGUCGAAGUCUGCAAUGGGCAAGAAAUCAGGCUUAACCUGAUGUUCACCAUUGCUGCUGUAGUAACAAAUGUCUCAGCCCUGCCCGUUGGAACCAUUUUAGAUGCAUACGGUCCCCGAGUCUGCAGCAUAAUCGGAAGCGUCUGCUUGACGAUAGGUGCCGUGCUUUUUGGGACUGCGGAAAAGCUCUCUUUCGAUGGAUACAUCCCAGGAUACCUGUUUCUGGCACUGGGUGGACCAUUCAUCUUCAUUCCGUCGUUCCACUUAUCCAACACAUUCCCCAGACGCUCUGGUCUGAUUCUAUCGAUGCUAACUGGGGCAUUCGACGCCUCGAGUGCCCUAUUUUUGCUGUUCAGACUGCUGACCGAACGCACGAAUCUUGUAUCCAUCAACAACUUCUUUGCUGUCUACCUCGUUGUCCCGCUUUUCAUCAUUGCAAUGCAGAUAUUCCUCAUGCCCGCGAAAUCAUACAAAACCACCGGCGAACUCGCUCUACAAGCCGAAGCUCAAAUCGCAGAAGAAGCCCUGGACCACACAGAUGAAACACUGGACCCCAGCGAAAGCGAACGUCAGCGCGAACAUAGACGACGCCGUCGACAAAGCCUCGUUGGCCACAUCCAAAGUUUACUGGACGAAAACACAUCUGUUGUUUCUAUUGACAGCCCAUCGCAAAACAAACCCAUUGCGACGAUCACGCCUGCCCCCACGGGUGUCUGGGGCGUACUCCAUGGGCACAGUGCCCUUUCCCAAAUCCGCACGCCCUGGUUUAUUCUCAUCACCGCAUUCACGGUCCUGAUGAUGUUACGAAUAAAUUACUUUGUAGCAACCCUUCACUCUCAAUACACCUACCUUCUGAAUGCCCACCUCGCCAAAACCUUGAACACGACUUUUGACAUUCUUCUCCCAGUUGGUGGCCUGGUAUCCGUCCCUUUCAUCGGCACGUUCCUGGACGUCUUCCAGACUCGCACUGUUCUGGCCAUUCUAGUCCUAACUGCCACGGUCAUUGGUGUCCUUGGAUGCAUCCCCCAGCUCGCAGCGGCGUAUGGGAAUAUCAUUCUUUUUGUGCUCUACAGGCCAUUCUAUUAUACGGCUGUAUCCGACUAUGCUGCAAAGGUGUUUGGGUUCGCAACAUUUGGGAAAGUCUAUGGUCUCGUCAUCUGCCUAGCGGGGAUCGGAAACUUUGCACAGGCGGGACUUGAUGCGCUUACCUUGAAGGUCUGGGAAGGUGAUCCUGUCCCUGUCAACAUCGGACUUACGGUCUUACUUGCGAUUGUUGGCGCGGGACUAGUUGUGUUUGUGGUUUGGAAAACCAACGAGAAGAAAGGAACUGGUGAGGCUGAACCUCUGUUAUACGGGGAGGGGAGGAGGUAUGGGAUUUGA